AAGAGACAGUUUCAGGGUUUCACAGUCUCAGAGCUAAAGUUAACCACAAGCAAAGGCACACUAAUCCGACUGCGAGGGACACAGUCUGUUCCACUUUGAGUUCAACUUUCUAGCAUCCUUGACCAACUAUUCCACCUGACUCUUUUAUCUGGGAGAAGGAUAAUCAUUUAGGAUGCAGUCGUGUGCCAGGUGUGGGUUUGUGGUCUACCCAGCAGAGAAGAUCAAUUGUAUCGACCAGAACUGGCAUAAAGCUUGUUUUCACUGUGAUGUCUGCAAGAUGGUCCUCACUCCUAACAACUUCAUCAGCCACAAGAAGAGGCCCUACUGCUCUGUGCACAAUCCAAGGAACAACACAUUCACGAGUGUUUACGAGACCCCCAUCAACAUCAAUGCAAAGAAGCAGAGCAAGGCAAGCAGCGAGCUGCAGUAUCGUGAAGAAGGUGAGAGCUGUAAGUCCACCUUCCACUGUGGCAUGAGAUCCAUGGAGUUGGAGAAGGCUCGCCUAACCAAUCAGACGUUAAGCCAGGCCUUUCAGUCCCAAUCAGCGUUCUCGCAGCAGCAGACCUGGUGUUCAGGGUCGUUGACCAACCAAGAGGUAGUGACAAUGUCUCAGGAACAGAAGACCAUCAGUGAUAUCAAAUACUCAGAACACUACGAUGAGUCAAAAGGAAAGGGCAGCUUUCCUGCCAUGAUAACACCUGGCUACCAAGCGGCAAAGAACGCCAAUACUUUGGCCAGCACUCUGGAAUACAAAAAAGGCCACGAAGAGAGAGUUUCAAAAUACACCACAUUUGCUGAUCCGCCUGAGGUGCUCCUGGCUAAAAAACAAGGACAAAUAGUUAGCGAUUUUGCCUACACAGAGGAAUACGAGCAGCAGAGAGGGAAAGGUAGUUUCCCAGCUCAUCUCACUCCUGGCUACAAGGUUUCCAAGAGAGCGUCAGAGCAGGCCAGUGAUAUUAAAUAUCGUCAGAUGUACGAGCAAGAGAUUAAAGGGAAAGCCAGUUCUGAGGCAGCAGCAGCUGAAAUAGUUCAUGCCAGAGAAAAUGCUGAGAACUUCAGUCAGACUGCUUACACAGAAGAGUACGAGCAGCAAAGAGGUAAAGGAAGUUUCCCUGCUAUGAUCACUCCUGGUUAUCAUCUUGCAAAGAAAGCUCAGGAAAUCGCCAGUGACCUAAAAUACAAGAAGGAUCUAAACAAGAUGAAGGGAACAUCCCACUUCCACAGUCUGGCCACAGAAGACAACCUGACUUUAAAGAAUGCCCAGAAAAUCAACAAAAUUGUCAGUAAGGUGGAGUAUAGAAAAGACUUGGAGAACACCAAAGGACACAGCAUUAACUUUUGUGAGACGCCACAGUUUCAAAAUGCUGCUAAGGUGGCUAAAUUCACCAGUGAUAACAAAUAUAAAGAGAAAUACACCAGUGACAUGAAGGGCCACUAUGAGGACUCCGGUAUCGACAAGAAGACUUUACACGCCAUUAAAGCCAGGAAACUGGCGAGUGAUAUUUCAUAUAAACAGGGCCAUGAUCUGGAGCAGGGAGAAUACAACUACCAAGCCACUCUCACACCAGGUUACCAGAGCCAAAGGAAGCUGGAUCCUCUCAAAGAUAAGAACUACAAGCAGCAUAUCGACCAGGUCAAGUACAAGUCUGUGACUGACACACCUGAGAUCGUUUUAGCCAAGAAGAACGCUCAGCUUGUCAGCAAUUUAAAUUAUAAAGCUGACUAUGAGAAGACAAAGCACCAGUACACUUUAUCCCAGGACCUGCCGCAAAUCCAAAAGGCCAGAGAGAAUGCAGCUUUGUGUAGUGAUAUUAAAUAUAGAGAAGAGUGGGAGAAGUCCAAGUCCAAAGCGUGUGAGACUGGUUUGGACGACCUGAGCGUGAGAGCUGCCAAAGCUUCUAGAGACCUCGCCAGUGAUAUUAAAUACAAAGAGCUCUACAUGAAAAACAAGGAAAAGGCAAUCGGGGUCAACAUGAGUGACUCCAAGACUCUACACUCUCUUCAUGUGGCCAAGAUGAGCAGUGAUAUUGAGUAUAAAAAGGGCUCCAAGGAAAAGCAGGCACAGUACAGCCUUCCUCUGGACAUGAUCAACCUGAGCCAUGCCAAGAAGGCUCAAGCUCUCGCCAGCGACCUGGACUAUCGCACAAAACUUCACGACUACACCGUCAUGCCUGAUGACAUCAAAGUCCAGCAGGCUAAGAAGGCUUACUCGCUGCAGAGUGAGAACCAGUAUCGUUCAGACCUGAACUGGAUGAAAGGGGUGGGCUGGGAGGCUGAGGGCUGUCUCGACAUCACUCAGGCCAAGAAAGCUGGAGAGCUGCUCAGUGAUGUUAAAUAUCGUCAAAAAGCAGACAAACUCAAGUUCACCCAGGUGGCAGACGACCUCUCCAUCAAACACGCCAAGAAAAGUCAGGAGCUGCAGAGUGAUUUGGCGUACAAAGCAAACACGGAGCAGCUCAUUCACCAGUACACCAUGACCAAGGAUGAGCCGCUUUUCAGACAAGCAAAAGCAAACGCUGACCUGAUCAGCGCGAAAUCCUACAAGAGUCAGUGGGAGAAGCAGAGAGAAAAGGGUUUUGAGCUUUCUCUGGACUCUCUUUCUAUAUUGACAGCGAAAGCCAAGAGAGACCUGGCCAGUGAUAUCAAAUACAAAGAGCAGUAUGAGAGGAGCAAAGGCAAAGUGAUUGGCAUUAAAUCAGUCAGUGACGACUCUCAGAUGGCCCAUUCUGCUCUGGCCACCAAACUUCAGAGUGACCUUCACUACAAGAAGAACUACAAGGAUACAAAGAACAAAUUCAGUGUUUCUCUGGACAUGAUGAACAUCAGCCACGCUAAGAAGGCCCAGGACCUCGCCACCGAUACCAACUACAGGACGUUCCUCCAUGAGUACACCACUCUGCCCACUGACCGCAGCGUCACCUGGGCUAAGAAGGCCUACGACCUGCAGAGCGAUAAACGGUAUCGGUCAGAUCUGAAUUGGAUGAAGGGUGUUGGGUGGGAGGCUUCAAAGUCUCUGGAUGUCCAGCAAGCCAAGAAAGCUGCAGAUUUGGUUAGCGAGAAAAAGUAUCGACAGGAUGUCAGCUCUCUCAGGUUUACCAGCAUUGAAGACACUCCAGAAAUGAUCCAGGCCAAACUCAGCAAUAAACUGGCUGUUGAUAGGUUGUACAGGGAGAAAGGGGAAAACAUGAAGCACAACUACACACUCAACAAAGAGUUACCUGAGUUGGUGCAAGCCAAGAUCAAUGCCAAAAACAUUAGUGAGACUCAUUAUAAGGAAUCCUGGAACAAGUUACGCGAUGGAGGCUACAAGCUGCAUCUGGACGCUAUUCCGUUCCAGUCUGCCAAAGCAUCUGGGGAGAUCUUGAGUGAUCAAAAGUACAAAGGAGAGUUUGAGAAAUCCAAAGGGAAGAUGAUUGGACUUAAGGGACUGCAGGAUGACUUGAGUAUUGCUCACUCGGUGCACGCCAGCAGGCUACAAAGUGAUAUUAAGUACAAGCAGGAAUCUGCAAAGGAGCUCUCAAAAUAUCAGCUGCCGAUGGACAUGAUGGAUGUCAUUCAUGCUAAAAAGGCUCAGUCAUUGGUCAGUGAUCACGACUACAGGCUUUCAUUGCAUAACUACACCUCACUGCCCGAUGACAUGAACCUGCAGGCUGCUAAGAAGGCGUACGCGCUGCAGAGUGAGAAAUUGUAUCGUUCUGACUUGAAUUACUUGAGAGGUGCCGCCUGGAUCGCUACUGGUUCUCUGCAGAUUGAAGGGUCCAAACGGGCUACAGACCUCAUCAGUGAGCAAAAAUACCGACAGCAACCCUACAAAUUCAAGCACACUGUUGUUGCAGACUCCCCAGACAUCGUCCACGCUAAAUUCAGCAAUCAGAUCACAAAUGAACGUUUGUACAAAGAAAAAGGGAUAAAUGACCAACACAACUACACCAUUACCACUGAGAGACCAGAGAUCACACAAGCAAAGAUCAAUGCUUCCAACUUCAGUGAGAUAAAAUACAAAGAGUCCUGGCACACUCUGAGAGCUCAGGGCUACAAGCUCACCAUGCAGGACAUCCCCUUCCAGUCUGCUAAGAGCUCCACAGGCAUUGCCAGUGAUUACAAAUAUAAACACAACCACCUGCUGGAAAAGGGGAAGCACAUCGGAGUAAGAAGUGUCACAGAUGACCCACACCUCCAGCACUGUCUGCAGGCCGGUCAGCUGGCCAGUGACCAGAAGUACCGCAGGGAUGCACUGUCAGCCAGCGGGCAGUACCAUCUCACCCCGGACAUGAUCCAUCUGGUGGCGGCUAAGAACGCCCAGUCACUGGCCAGCGAUCAGGACUACAGGAAGAGGCUGCAUGAGUAUACGGUGCUCCCUGAUGACAUGAAGGUCAAGUGGGCUAAAAAAGCCUACAACCUACAGAGUGAGAAACUCUACAAGUCAGACCUGAGUUUCAUGAAAGGAGUGGCCUGGGAUGGAGUUGGUGCACCUCAGCUGGAGGCAGCUAAGAAGGCAGGAGAACUCAUCAGUGAGAAGAAGUAUCGCCAGCUGCCCGACAGACUCAAGUUCACCUCGGUUCCUGACUCUCCUGAUAUUAUGCACGCUAAAAUGAGCUAUCAGCAUUGCAGUGAGAGGCUGUACAAAUCUGGAAAGGAUGAUGACAUGCAUAAAUACACCUUACAUGCAGAUGACCCAGACUUUGUCAGAGCCAAGGUCAACGCUCAGCAGAUCAGUGAUAAAGUCUACAAAGCAUCUGGAGAGCAGGUGAAGACAUCAGGAUGUGACCUGAGACUGGAUGCUAUUCCCUUCCAAACUGCCAGAGCCUCAAGAGAAAUCGCCAGUGAUUACCGCUACAAGGAGUCUCACCUGAAGGACAAGGGCCACCAGGUGGGGCUGCGCUGCGUGGAGGAUGACCCUAAGAUGGUGCACUCUCUGGCAGCCAGCAAGCUCCAGAGCAACCUGGAGUAUGCACGUCAGUCCAAGGAGGAGCGAUCCCAUUACAACAUAAGGCCGGACCAGCCCGAGUUCCUGCAGGCCAGAAAGAGCCAAGCUCAGGCCAGUGACCUCACCUACAGGAACAAACUCCACGACUACACCUGUGACCCCGAGCAGCUCAACGUCAAGCAUGCCAAGCAGGCCUACAGGCUGCAGAGUGAUGUGAACUACAAGUCAGACCUGAAUUGGAUCAGAGGAGUGGGAUGGACCCCGCCCGGCUCCCACAAGGCAGAGCUGGCUCGCAGGGCUGCAGAGUUGGGCCUGGCGGAGGGGGUUAGCACCGACGAGGCUAUUGCAAAGUAUCAGCAAAUGAUGAUGCUGCAUCACCAGCAGCAGAUGGAGCAGCAGCAGCAAUCCUCAGAGCAGACGGAAACAAGCGAGGAGGUUCAACAGGGCAUCAACAUGGACGCCAUGGAGGUACUUCACGUAAAGAGGAAGAAAACCACUCAGACGGUCCAGAAAAAAUCUUCCACCGUCACAACUUCCUUCAGAUCCAUGGAGAAGAAAUCCAGCUCCACGUCAUCCUCCUCCACAGCUGCCAUCCAGAACACAGAGCAAAGAAGUGUGUCUAGUAAAGCUGCAAUAGAAAACGCAUAGAGCCAAGAGGUUUUAUAUAGAUUUUAUAGUGUUCAGAGAUGGAAUUAAGUGGUUUAUUUACCAAGCUGAUCAAACUGAUAUUGUGUCUCAGUAGUUAUGUGAGAUUCUGCACCAAUGAAGUUCUAUCGUGAGCAAUGGGAGAUUAGUAUGUUGAACCAGGGCAGGAGAUGUCAUGUUGGUGAUGUUGUUGAUGCGCUCAACAAAAAGGGAUUUAUUAGGAUUUUUGUAAAUCUAUUGAUUGACACUCAGAACCAUUGUCUUUAAAUAUGAAAAUGAAGAUUUAAGAACAGGAACUGUUAGAAGAUGGAAAUGUUGAAAUGAAAACAUGCAUGUUUUUGUCUACAGUACGUUAGAAGGGUUGUAAGUUGGACCAGGGUUUCUGAGAGACUGGCAGUACAAAGUGCAGAAUAUUUAUUUUUACAUGGUUUCAUCUGCAGCAGGUGAGUCUCACUGCAGCCAUGCAAAUUGUGUCUGAUGUAUAGCCACGGGCUCUAUUCUCUGUAACAGACCCCAUGAAAUGAUCUACUUUAGUCUGGCAGGUUCAGCUGUGAGUUUGGAACGGUGUCACUUUUAACUCAAAGCUGGGCUGGGAGUAAAUGCUUGGUAUUAUUGCCGUUUCAAUAAAGUUGUUUUCCAAGGCAAA
Messenger RNA from Nothobranchius furzeri (turquoise killifish), 6218 nucleotides. RefSeq names its product nebulin-related anchoring protein (gene nrap). Gene Ontology annotation, molecular function: actin filament binding. Gene Ontology annotation, biological process: cardiac muscle thin filament assembly. Gene Ontology annotation, cellular component: Z disc. The record is from RefSeq and is a predicted model, not a curated record. NCBI's taxonomy places the organism in Eukaryota, Metazoa, Chordata, Actinopteri, Cyprinodontiformes, Nothobranchiidae.